AUGACUACGGCCGUCUUUGACCACCAUGUCGACACCAUUCACCAAUCCCCAUUUUUAGCCAAAAGGCUUCCCAUUCCCUCCAUUGCCGCCCGCGAUGGUCCCGCCAUUGCCAAGCAGCUCAUCCGCAAUGCCCUCACCCGCCGUGUUGAGGCUGUUGACCACGAGCUCUGCGAGCCUGGCGAUGAGGACACCUUUUUUGUGGCUGAUCUUGGCGACGUUUACCGUCAGCACCUGCGCUGGAAGAAGAACCUCCCUCGUGUCCGCCCCUUUUACGCCGUCAAAUGCAACCCCGACCCUAUGGUCCUUCGGCUCCUCGCCGCCCUCGGCACCGGCUUUGACUGCGCUUCCAAGACCGAGAUUGACCAGGUCCUCGCCAUGGGCUGCUCUCCUGACCGCAUCAUCUAUGCUCAGCCUUGCAAGACAAACUCGUACGUCCGCUACGUCAAGGCUGCCGGUGUCCGCCAGAUGACCUUUGACAAUACCGACGAGCUCUACAAGAUCGCCAAGCAUUUCCCCGAUGCUGAGCUCUACCUGCGCAUCAUCACCGACGACACCUCCUCUGCCUGCCGCCUCAGCAUGAAGUUCGGUGCUCCCAUGGACACCACCGACAGCCUGCUCGCCCUUGCGAAGGAGCUCGGUCUCAACGUCGUCGGCGUCAGCUUCCACGUCGGUUCUGGCUCCGCCGACCCCAUGGCAUACUACCACGCCGUUAAGGAUGCUCAUCUCGUCUUCCAGCAGGCUGCUGAACACGGCUUCCACCUCCGCACCCUCGACGUCGGCGGUGGCUUUUCCGGUGCCACUUUUGAGGUCAAUGCUGCUGUCCUCAGCGGUGCCCUUGAUGAGCUCUUUCCAGCCUCUAGCAAUGUCGAAAUCAUUGCCGAGCCCGGCCGCUACUACGUCGCAUCAGCUUUCACCAUUGCUUGCAACGUCAUCGCCCGCCGCACUGUAGAUGACCCUGCCACUGGCGCCACCUCGUACAUGAUUUACAUCAACGAUGGCGUUUACGGCAACUUUUCCAACAUCAUGUUUGACCACCAGCACCCCGUUGCCAAGGUCCUGCGCCGCGACGGCGAGACUGUCUACGACACCGCUCUCGCCAGACCCGCAGUCGACGGCAUCGAGUACUCGGUCUGGGGCCCAACCUGCGACGGCAUUGACCGCAUCACCGAGAGCACCCACUUUGCUGGCCUUGUGGACGUUGGCGACUGGCUCUACUUUGAGGAAAUGGGCGCCUAUACCAAGUGCUCCGCCACCCAGUUCAACGGCUUCUCCAACGCCCACGACGUCAUAUAUGUUUCCUCGGAGCCUGCCGUCAAUGCUCUCGUCAGUAUCUAA
Messenger RNA from Beauveria bassiana ARSEF 2860, 1335 nucleotides. RefSeq names its product ornithine decarboxylase. Gene Ontology annotation, molecular function: ornithine decarboxylase activity. The transcript has 2 exons. Gene Ontology annotation, cellular component: cytoplasm. The record is from RefSeq and is a predicted model, not a curated record. Lineage: Eukaryota; Fungi; Ascomycota; Sordariomycetes; Hypocreales; Cordycipitaceae. Bases 1 to 1335 code for a protein of 444 amino acids.